UACAUAUAGAUUCGUUCCGGUGAGACAAAAUAAUUUCAAAUUAAAUUCAAAAGGAAGAAGUAUGAAAUAUUUAAUAAGAUGGAUUUCGUCUUUUAAGCCCAUGCGAAUUUCCACCGUUUUUAGGCUAAUGGGCCUAUAUAAAGAUUGUCUCCUUGUAAAAGCACAUGGCGAACGUCGGUGUUUACAACGUUCAAAGCACAAUCAAAGUAUCCAUGUGUACACUGCUUGCUGAACUUCAGAAACAGGUCACAUUAAAGACAGUCAUAAAGGUUGUUUUAUGCUCGUUAGUUAGAUGACUGUUCUUGAAUACUCGCUUGCUUUGAAAAUGUACAAUAUAUACAUAUGCAUAUUCAGCAUUACCUGAGCGAAUGCGCAAACUCAUGCCAUUGUGGUGUGUUGGCUCAAAUCACGUGAUCAGUUUGUUGUGGCGAUAGUCGCGUGACGUCAUUUUCUCCAACCUGUCGCGAUCCACAUCGCAGUAAUGAUCUAUUUUUAGAACUCCACGUGGCCUGAAAUUGACAAGGCAAAGUUGCGUGUUGUAUAUUUCGUCGCCAAGCUGAUGUAUAUAAGGCUAACAGUGGUGUAUAGAGUCAUAUCGACGACGGUCAAGCAGACAGACAACACAAGGGAUAAUACCUGGUGAUAUUUCAGAGUGGAAAAGGACAAUUGGGAUACAACUUUAUCAAGUUCAUAUACACUGUCAAAAAAUACAUUUCGAGGAAUAGUUAUUGUAUGUGUGACAUUGAGCGACAUCACAAUGGGUUUGUUACUAUCAAGGCUCAUGCAGAUCUACAAUGAGUUUUCAUCGGAGCCAGCUCGUAUACUGAUGCUUGGGUUGGAUGCGGCAGGUAAGACGACAAUCCUGUACAAGAUGAAGCUGAACGAGAGCGUGUGCACCAUCCCCACCAUCGGCUUCAACGUGGAAACCGUCAGCCCGGUGAAGGGUGUGACGUUCACCGUGUGGGACGUGGGGGGUCAGGAGAAGAUCCGACAGCUGUGGAAACACUACUACCUCAACACACAAGGUCUGAUCUACGUGGUGGACAGCGCAGAUCGUCUGCGCAUGAAGGAAGCCAGGUCGGAGCUCCAUGGAAUCUGCAGUUCGCCGGAGAUGGCGGGGGUGCCGGUAGUGGUGAUAGCUAACAAGCAGGAUUUGCCAGGUGCCCUCAAGCCCACUGAGGUUGUCGAGGAACUUGACAUGGGUGACCUCAAAAACCGGAAAUGGUACAUACACGGCGCAUGCGCACCAAAUGGAGAAGGGUUGUUAGAGUCGGUUCAGGAAAUGUCACGACUUGUGAAAGACUUUCAAAAGAGUGGUCGAUGAUGAAUAUGGUCGCUCCACAAUAUCAAAUAUAGCAAAGCAAUCAAAACUUCACAGUGGACAAUUAUAUGACCUAUGAAGGGACCAACACUGCCGAGAUCUGGGACAGAAGAUAUAGUCCAUAGCUCUACCGGGGUCACUCUGGAUGUUGAUCAUCCUGUAUGUAACUUCCUGUGACGGACAAACUUGAUAUUGUUGUUCAGGGUUCACUCAAGUGUGGCUGUGUGAAUUUCAAAUUUACGUUAAUAUUGAAAUCAACUUCAUGUGAGUGAGUGAGAGUGAUUGUUGUGUUAUUCCGCAUGUGCAACUAUUGGCCACGAGCUGUGACUGACUGCAGACUGUGAUACGUUAGGCACGCCAAGUUUGAAUAAUUCACCCGAAUGAAUUUACGUACUUUCACAGAUUUAUUAUGAUUUUGUUGUUUAUUUGUAAACAUUACGUCAAUAUUUGUUUAUUUUUUCUUCAUAAUAAACAUGUUUUUACACCUGGUA
Haliotis rubra (blacklip abalone) is the source of this 1812-nucleotide messenger RNA. Its product is annotated as ADP-ribosylation factor 6-like. NCBI's taxonomy places the organism in Eukaryota, Metazoa, Mollusca, Gastropoda, Lepetellida, Haliotidae. The record is from RefSeq and is a predicted model, not a curated record. Bases 758 to 1324 code for a protein of 188 amino acids. Gene Ontology annotation, cellular component: plasma membrane; cytoplasm. The transcript has 4 exons. Gene Ontology annotation, molecular function: GTP binding; GTPase activity. Gene Ontology annotation, biological process: vesicle-mediated transport; intracellular protein transport.